Molecule: messenger RNA, 2258 nt
Organism: Triticum urartu
Lineage: Eukaryota; Viridiplantae; Streptophyta; Magnoliopsida; Poales; Poaceae
Source: RefSeq, a predicted model, not a curated record
AUGGCCACCCCAGGGCUGGAGGAACUAAAUCUCCCGUGGGAGAUAAAAUUGCCUUUGAAGAAGAUAUUCCCAUGGCAACUGGUCCGUAGCCACCUUCCUUCGGGAGUAGAGGAUAUCCCCUAUGGCAACUGGACCCAGAGGACUCCAACCACAUAUUCUUCUCUUGCCCCGCGGCUUGAUUCCUCUGGAGCUGUCUUCGGGAGGUUGUGGGUGGCAAAUGGUUUCAUGACAAUCUCUCGGCAAACUGCAGCGGCUCCCGCUUCGAUCACCGGCACUCUUGCUGUUCCUGAUGAUCUGGUCUUCCAGGAGUCGUCAAGUCCACCACCCGUCUUCUUCCCGACGCUGAAUAUCCUCCUCCUCCUCCUCCUCCCCGUGCACGCUUCACCAACUCAAAACCGCCGCCUCGUCAAUCCCACAUUCCACCUCCCCUCCCGUUUCCGCCCGCAACUCGCCUCCUCCACCCAAACCCUAGGCCUCAAGCCCAACGCCACGCUCCCCCCUCCCGCUCCCGCUCGCGCUCUGCGGCAAUUCGGCGAACACCUCGCGCGCAUCUCCCCGGGUUUCCACGCCAGCCGGGCAACUUCUCCGAGCGCCCCGGCGAUGGCGAACCACGAGGCCGCGGAGGCCGCUUCCAUCCGCAACGAGGCCCGGGAGAUUUUAAACCUCCACUACGACGGCCAGCACGAGGCUGCGGUGGCCCGCGCCGUAGUGCUCGCCGCCGUGCACCCGGGCUCCGCGGUCGCUCUCAACCUCGCCGGCUUGAUCCACCGCCACGCCUUCCUCGUGGCGCGGAACGACAGGGGCGUCCACAGCGACGACGAAGACGACGACGAGAACGCGUCCGCGCUGGAGAAGUACCACCGCCAGGCCGCCCUCGACGCCUUCUCCGCCGCUGCGCGGCUCGCCCCCAGCUGCGUCGUCACCAACGCCGACCACGCCGACGCGCUCGCCGACUGCCGUCGCUUCGAGGACGCGCAGAAGGAGUUUCUCCGCAUGCUCGACACGGUCGCCAACAACGACCAAGCCGACCCGGCGCUGUACAACGUGGUGUACGACAUGAGCGGGGACUCAAGCAUGAAGGAGAGAAGGCGCGAUGCCGUGAAGAGCGCCAGCAUCUCGAUGGAGCGCUUCGCGGAAAGAAUCAACCACAGGAUUCUGCCAUUGGAGGCCGCCAAGUUGCUGGACGCCAGCAAUCUCGGCGGGCCUGCCGCCGAUGAAGCGCGAGACCGUGCAAGGCUUCUCGCCGAGACCUACCCCUACUCGCCGCGCGCCCAGAUACUCCGCGCGUACAUCGACUUGGCACCAGUCCGUGCCCUCGAUCCGGCAAUGGACAAGAAGCAGCUUCUGCGCCGCGCGCUCACCACCGUGUCUCAAGCGGCAGAAAACUUCGACCACUCGCUCAUGGUUGCCUUGUUCCACGCCAAGCUCUUGUUCGUCCUGGAUAACUUUGAUGCUGCGGAGAGAGAGUGCCGCCGGGCACUUCGCAUCGAGACGCCGAAUGACCCCAAGUGGGAUGACAUACCUCCCAUGGCUGCUCUUGGGGCAGAUUCUGAUGCCAGAGUAUCUUAUGUCAAGAAGCAGCUCCGUGUCUUGCUCAAGCAGAUCAUAGUUGUGGCUGCACUAUACUGGUCCUCCAUGAAGAAUGCACCGCAGGGCCAACGCGUUGUAUCAGUGACGGUUGAUACGCUGCAUGCGCACUAUGAUGGAAUCGACAAGUCGGCAGCAAAGACCAUUUCUGAUGCAACGCGCUUUCUCAAGAAUCAGGAGUCAUGGAGUUCUUGGAUUUGCCUCAAUUCCCGUUGUGAUGGCAAGAAGUUUCAGACACUAGUUCGCUCUGGCAACACAUAUGCAGCAAGCACCGAGAUGAGCUCUGGGGGAAGCUGCAGUCACUUAUAGAUCCAGUAUAUUAUGAGAAUACAUCACAGGAUGAUCACUCGUUGGUUGGGAUAACUCUCAGCCGCCAGUCUGACACCUUCCUUUUACCAAGGGUGCAGGAUAUGUUUGAAUCCUUGCUGCUUUCACCAUCUGUUGGAAUACAGGCAGAGCCCUUCACUGAAAUGCGACAAAGGAAAUGCAGAGAAGGAUCUGAGAUCCUUGGGAGCAUCAGGGAGAAGCUGAGGAUGUUGCCUAAAGAUACACUUAGCACUAAGUUUCAGGAGUGCUGUUCUCGAAUAGAGAAAUUGUGGCUAAAGUUUCUUCAAGUUACUGUUGUGGACUAUCGUGAAAUCAUUCUUCCCCUUGCAAGAUCAUACCAAUGG